Molecule: messenger RNA, 329 nt
Organism: Micropterus dolomieu (smallmouth bass)
Lineage: Eukaryota; Metazoa; Chordata; Actinopteri; Centrarchiformes; Centrarchidae
Source: RefSeq, a predicted model, not a curated record
UUUGUGAUCUUUGUAAUGGUUACAGAUGGCUUAUUUAAGAAUGUGGAGAAAACGUAAAGCAGACAUCAAUGAACUUCUCCAGUCUGACGAUAACAACGCGGUGACAAUUGACAACGCAGUGACGACAAAUGACAGAGAGGAAACAAUCAAUGAUGAUGGUGGAAGCAAUACUGAUGAACACAGCACCAGUGUUACCACUGAUGGUUCAGACUUUGACACAGACACCGGAAUGUGUGACUCUGAUGUGGAGAUUUUGAAUCCCGAACCAGAGGUCGAAGUUAGAAACCUAGGCGAUGACUUGCAAGAGUGGAGUACAAGACACCAAAUUA